AUGACUUAUACUCCUUUCAACAAUGAUGAUACUUACCGAACUGAACAGCCUGAUCUCUGGGAACGGACUCCCUCAUAUGCCCCCACUACCGCGGUUGUAUGUGAAAAUAUGAGUGCAUGGGAUGAACAAUCUCCAGACUGUAUUCACUACCAGAUCGAGUGGAGGGUUAAAUUGAACAAUCGAGUUGUAGUGAAGGAUACGGAACAACACAUGACUCUGCUACCCAGCUCUUAUUGGGAAUAG
Messenger RNA from Penicillium argentinense, 243 nucleotides. RefSeq lists its product as uncharacterized. Lineage: Eukaryota; Fungi; Ascomycota; Eurotiomycetes; Eurotiales; Aspergillaceae. The record is from RefSeq and is a predicted model, not a curated record. Bases 1 to 243 code for a protein of 80 amino acids. The transcript has 2 exons.